CAGUCGGAAUAGUUUAGCUGUCGGACUACGGACAACAAGCUAGUUAGCGGCCGUUGGAAACAAAACAGAGCGAGUUUUACUGAUUCUUUAUCAAACCUUCACUCUGUUUGGUCGGGUUCGUGGCUAAACGGCUCGUUUCCAGUUUCGACUGUUUGCCGUGCUCAUACAAAAGCUCAAAGUCUGCUAGUAAAGAUGGGGGUGCCGAAAUUUUACCGCUGGAUUUCUGAACGCUAUCCUUGCCUCAGUGAAGUUGUCAAAGAACACAAGAUUCCAGAAUUUGACAACCUUUAUCUGGACAUGAAUGGCAUCAUCCACCAGUGCUCUCACCCAAAUGACGAAGACGUCCAUUUUCGCAUCUCCGAGGAGAAGAUCUUUGCGGACAUUUUCCACUACCUGGAGGUACUGUUUCGGAUCAUCAAGCCACGCAAGGUCUUCUUCAUGGCUGUGGACGGUGUGGCACCAAGGGCAAAGAUGAACCAGCAGAGAGGACGCAGAUUCAGGUCCGCCAAAGAAGCAGAGGAGAAGAUUAAAAAGGCUCUGGAUAAAGGAGAGGUUCUUCCAACAGAAGCUCGCUUCGACUCCAACUGUAUCACUCCUGGCACCGAUUUUAUGGCGAGACUACAGGAACAGCUCAAGUACUUUGUCCACAACAAGGUGUCUACAGACAAGCUGUGGCAAAACGUCAAAGUCUUCUUGUCGGGUCACGAGACACCGGGUGAAGGAGAACAUAAGAUCAUGGAGUUUAUCCGUUCCGAGAACGCCAAACCGAAUCAUGAUCCCAACACCCGACACUGCCUGUAUGGCCUGGAUGCUGACCUGAUCAUGUUGGGCUUAACCAGUCAUGAGCAUAAUUUCUCCCUGCUCAGAGAGGAAGUCCGCUUUGGAGGAAAAAAAUCCCAGAAAAGAAUAACGGCUCCAGAGGAGACGACUUUCCACCUGCUUCAUCUGUCUCUGAUGAGGGAGUACAUCGACUACGAGUUCUCAGAGCUGAAGCGUCAUCUGGGUUCUGAUUAUGAUCUGGAGCGAAUAAUAGACGACUGGAUAUUAAUGGGGUUCCUCGUAGGAAACGAUUUCAUCCCUCACCUCCCUCAUCUUCACAUUAAUCAUGAUGCUUUGCCGCUGCUGUACAAAACUUACGUCAGCGUACUGCCCAGCUUGGGGGGUUACCUGAAUGAGAACGGCUACUUAAACCUCAGAAAUUUUGAGAAAUACCUGGAGAAACUUUCUGAGUUUGACCGGGAACACUUUAGCGAGGUAUUUGUAGACUUGAAGUGGUUCGAGAGUAAAGUCGGCAACAAAUAUCUGAACGAGUCGGCCGGUCUGGCAGCCGAGCAGGAAGCGGCGAUCCAAGCCGGGAGAAAGACGGAGGACUCUUCUAUUCAUCUCACCACCUUGACCUCAUCGGAAAAAGUGACUGAACAAGAAAAAGACGACGUGGCAGAUGAGGAGGAGGAGGAAGAUGAGAUGUUUGAAACAGAGUUCAGACAAUACAAACGGACGUACUAUAUGACCAAGAUGGGCGUAGAUGUGGUGUCUGAUGAAUUUCUCGCCAAGCAAGCCAAGUGCUACGUGGAAGGCAUCCAGUGGAUUCUUCACUACUACUACCAUGGUGUUCAGUCGUGGAGCUGGUACUACCCUUUCCACUACGCCCCGUUUCUGUCGGACAUCCGAAACAUAUCAGAGUUGAAGCUGACCUUUGACCUCGGGAAACCCUUCAUGCCUUUCCAGCAGCUGUUGGCUGUCCUGCCUGCUGCCAGCAAGGAGCUGCUCCCAGAGGGCUACAGGGACUUGAUGACCAGUCCAAACUCUCCCAUUAUCGAAUACUAUCCUCUUGACUUCAAAACUGACCUCAAUGGAAAGCAGCAGGAGUGGGAAGCUGUGGUGCUCAUUCCGUUCAUAGACGAGACGUGCCUUUUAGCAGCUAUGGAGCCUUUCAGUUCCAAACUGACGAAGGAGGAGAAGGCCAGGAACCGGCACUCAGAGUGCGCCAUGUACUCCUACGACCCAGACACGGACUUCACAUUCGCCUCCUCCCUGCCGAAGCUCUUCCCAAACAUCAUCCAUUGUCACGCUAGGGAAGUCCAGAUCCCCAUGGACGCCUGGCAUGUGCCGUCAGACCACGUCAGCAAGCGCGUCGACCGCUCCAAUUUAUACUUCUGCGGUUUCCCCACUCUGCACCACAUCAAGCACAAGUUUUAUAAGAAGAAGAGCGGAGUGGUCGUGUUCCAGCAGAGCAGCAGAGGAGAAAACAUGAUUCUGGACAUCCUUCCCAGUCAGGACGGGGAAACGAUAUGGGAUCAUGUAGCUGCAGACCUUUUGGGGAAGCCUGUGUUUGUCAACUGGCCCCAUCUAGAGGAAGCUCGUGUUAUUGCGGUAUCGGACGGAGAAACCAAAUUUGCUCUAGAGGAACCUCCUGGAGUCCAACAAGUAUACGACAGGCCGUCCAGUCCUCCACCCACUAAAGUGUCUUAUCUAUCUGACAAAGAGCAGAAGGACUGGGUGAAGGACGUCCAAGGAAUCACUGAACAUUUCUUCAAGAGGAAAGGCAUCGCAGUGAACGAGACAACCGUGCUUUUGUACGGUCAGAUGCUGACAGGAAGGAAGUACGUCCCUAAAGCCUGUGGAGUGGUGGAGCUGGAGAAACAGUGGGCCAAACAGGUUCUCCCAUUCGCCUACCAGACUGUGGUUAAGGACAUCAAGGCCUUUUACUCGUCUCUGACCUGCUUUAAGAGUUUGGAUGAACUUUUCCCUCCAUCAACGACAGUCUUCAUGGUGGGAAGCCCUUACUAUGGUGCCAUGGGAGAGGUUCAAGACUCUCAAGACGUCAUCAAAGACGGUCGGAUACGGGUGGUUUUCAGCGUGCCUCACGAGCCGCAGCUGGAGCACUUGAUCCAGAAUCAGCAUAAAUACUCAGUCAAGUACUGCCCAGGCUACGUCCUGGCUUCCCGCCUCGGCGUCAGCAGCUAUCUCGUCUCCCGCUUCUCGGGAAGCAUCUUCAUCGGCCGAGGCUCCAAGAAGAAUCCGUGCGGGGAGCAAAGAGCUAACGUUGGGCUCAACCUGAAGUUCAACAAGAAGAACGAGGAGGUUCCCGGGUACACCAAGAGAACGGAGAAAGAGUGGCUCUACUCUGCUGCCGUGGAGGAGCUGCUUGCUGAAUACCUGGACAGAUUUUCAGAAGUUUUCGAUGCAGUGUCCAGAAACAGUCACGACGACGUGUUCUACGAAGACGACAUCUGGCCGGGAGAGGAUCAGAACGGGGCGGAGAAGGUGGCUGAAAUCACCUCGUGGUUGAAGAGUCAUCCAGUCAGCUCCACCAGCCGGGCGUCAUGUGACCUCCAGGUUCUGGACUCCGCCAUUGUGGAGAAGAUCGAGGAAGCCGUGGAAAAGACCAAGGUGAAGAAGAGCACCAAGAAAGUCCGCGUGACGGUCAAGCCUCAUCUCCUGUUUCGGCCCCUGGAGCAGCAGCAGGGCGUGGUCCCAGACCCCGACGCCGAGUACCGGCUGUUUGACAGAGUCGUCAACAUCAGGGAGAGCUUCACCGUCCCACUGGGACACAGAGGGACGAUCAUUGGCAUUAAAGGAGCGGACCGCGAGGCUGAGGUUCUCUACGAGGUUCUGUUUGACGAGGAAUUUGCUGGAGGUCUUAACAUCAGGUGCACCUCCCCCCGCGGUUACCGCCUCCCUCCCUGCGCCCUCAUCAACCUGUCCCACGGCACCCGGCUGGACCACGGCUCCCACAAACUCACCGCCAUCGUCAAACCGCAACCAGCCACCAGCGCCAACUUCAACAUGCAGCGCCUGGCGGGCCUCAACCACUCGCCUCGCUCGCCCUUUGUACCCACCCAGCACAACAAGAACGCCGUGGCGCCUCAGGGUAACAAAACCCCAUCUAAAGGUCCCAACCAGAAACAACAAGUGAAGUCUAAGGAGGAGUACAGCAACGUGUGGCAGUCGCUCCAGAAGACCGGUCCUCCCAGCCAGCCUCCAGCUCACUGGCACAAUAAUGAAGCAGCUUUACAACAGGGAAAGAAUCAGCGUUCCAGUAAAGCUAUUCCAGCCAGUGGCAUCAGACUAUUAAAGAAAAAUGAAGACGUCAACUCAUUUUUCCCUCCAAAGAACACAGCUAAUAAGGGCACCACUGAGUUUGAGGUUCUCAUUGCAAACCUAAAGAUCUCCCAGGGCAACCAGCAAACCCCACCGCCUCCUGCCCCUCCAGAGGAACCCAGCAACCAGUCAGACGGCCCGUUGUCCCCCCAGUCCUUCGCCAUGAAAGGAACCCUGGUUCUGAAGGAGAUGCUGAAGAUCGACGGCGCUGGAAAAGGAAGUCCAACAUCCCAGGAGUCGGCAGACGCUGCUCCCUCUGCUGGCCAGCAGCAGAACAGAAGGCGAUCAAGCAAGAAGCUGGCUGCAAAAAUAAACAACCCUCCUGGCGAAUCCGUCACGCUGGCCCCUCCAGCGCCGGCUGCCUCUGCUCACGCCGCCCUGGGCGGGAAGGUGUCGGAGCUGGCUUGCUUCUGCGUGGGCGUAGGCAUGGCCCCGCCCGACUUCAGCUUUAUCCGCAACCGACAGGGUCCGGUAGUGUGUCAGGUGAAGCUGUCCAAUGGGUUAAUGAUUCACGGACCUCAGUGUCAGUCAGAAAACGAAGCUAAGGAGAAAGCUGCCUUCUUUGCCCUCCAAAGACUGAACUCUCUGGGCUCUGGGUUGCCCCUCCCUCCUCAUCUAUAUCCCGGGAUGGCUCAGAUGCAUCCGCCGCCGAUGGGAGCCAUGCCGCCAGUCUUCAGCCAGCAAGGUCAGUGUGUUGCUCUUAUCGUCUGCAUCAGGGAGCCUCAGUGGUGCUUAUGUGUUUAAAUGUGAGAGAUUCUGAUAUACUGGAGAAAUCCUCACAGCCUCACUUGGGCAAGCUUGGCUAAAUU
This is a messenger RNA of Poecilia latipinna (sailfin molly), 4913 nucleotides long. RefSeq names its product 5'-3' exoribonuclease 1 (gene xrn1). The record is from RefSeq and is a predicted model, not a curated record. Gene Ontology annotation, molecular function: 5'-3' RNA exonuclease activity; RNA binding. Gene Ontology annotation, biological process: nuclear-transcribed mRNA catabolic process; rRNA catabolic process. Gene Ontology annotation, cellular component: nucleus. The transcript is spliced from 39 exons. Bases 193 to 4848 code for a protein of 1551 amino acids. Lineage: Eukaryota; Metazoa; Chordata; Actinopteri; Cyprinodontiformes; Poeciliidae.